Molecule: messenger RNA, 1752 nt
Organism: Tetrapisispora phaffii CBS 4417
Lineage: Eukaryota; Fungi; Ascomycota; Saccharomycetes; Saccharomycetales; Saccharomycetaceae
Exons: 1
Coding region: 1-1752 (583 amino acids)
Biological process (GO): protein N-linked glycosylation; nucleoside diphosphate catabolic process
Cellular component (GO): Golgi apparatus; membrane
Molecular function (GO): GDP phosphatase activity; UDP phosphatase activity
Source: RefSeq, a predicted model, not a curated record
AUGAAGUUGCAGGUUAGGAACUACCGUUAUGUCGUCGGUGCUUUCGCCAUCGUUACGAUGUUCAUGUUAUUAAGAUCAUCGGACAAUCUGUCUGAUUCCGUGUCUAGUUUACAAGACUUCCAAUAUAAUAUUCAAGACACUAUUCAAUAUGGUUUACAGCAGUCGGGUUUAUUACCUGAAUCCGAUGGCUCCGCCGAGUCUAAUGAAAAAAGCUUAUCUCCAGGUCAAGUUCCAGGUUCUGCACAAAAUAACGACGGUGCUGCUGCUCAAAAUGAGGCUCCUCUAAAUGAUGCUUCUCAAGUGAACUCGCAACCAGUAUCCCCUAAACCCGGUGUUAUUGAUGACAGUACUACUGACAACAAUAACCCUGAUGUCUCAAAUGCAGUUAAGGAAAAUUUAAAGGCCCAAGACAAGGCUACUAGCAAGCCAUGCGACAAAGAAAAUAAAUUCGUUAUUAUCAUCGAUGCUGGUUCUAGUGGAUCUCGUAUGCAUCUUUACAAAUUUGAUGUCUGCACUUCACCAGCUACUUUAAUCAAAGAGUAUUUCUUAGGUGUCUCUCCAGGAUUGUCAGCAUUCCCCGAUAACGCUAUUGAAGCCGCAAAUUCAUUAGAACCAUUAUUAAAACGUGCGCUAGAGGUCAUCCCAGAAGCUCAAAGAGCUUGUACUCCAAUCACUGUCAAGGCCACUGCAGGUUUGAGAUUAACUGGUGAUGAAGUUGCCACUGAAAUAUUGGCUGCUGUGAGAAAUCUGUUAGAAACGAAAUACCCAUUCCCAAUCAUUGAAACUAAUGGUAUUGAAAUCAUGAGUGGUACCGACGAAGGCAUCAAUGCUUGGAUUUCCACUAAUUACUUAUUAGGUAACAUUGGUACCUCAAAGAAAGUUGGUACUAGUGCCGUUUUUGAUUUAGGUGGUGGUUCUACUCAAAUUGUUUUCGAACCAUCUUAUCCAAAGAGAGGCAAGUUACCAAAUGGUGUCCACAGAUUUGACUUGCCAUUUUCAGGUAUUUACUAUACAUUAUACCAAUACUCUCAUUUAGGUUAUGGUUUAAGUGAAGCAAGAAAAAAGAUCAGUGUCAAGUUAAUGGAACAAUAUAAACUUGGUGGUAUUGUUACAGAGGCUGACGUUGGUAGGAACUUAGAAUUGAACCACCCAUGUAUUCCAAGCAAAAUGCAAUUCUUAAAUCAAAAAGUUAAAGUAUCAUCAGGUGAAAUAUAUACUGUUGAUUUCUUGGGAAGUACUGACUCUAAUCCUGAAAGAUGUAGGAAUUUAAUUACUAGUGUAUUUGACAAGUCUAGUUGCUCCACUAAACCAUGUUCUUUCGAUGGUGUCCAUCAACCAUCUUUAGAGAUGAAUUUCCCAGAAAUUGAUGAUCUAUAUAUCAUUUCAUUUUUCUUUGAUAGAACUUAUAACUUAGGUUUACCAAAAUCUUUCACACUAAGAGAAAUGAAAGAAUUUGCAGACACUAUCUGUGGUGGUCCAGAGACUUACCACGAUAGUUUUGCUGGUGUUCCAUCGAUCAUUGGUAAAGCCCGUGCUUCCUCAUUAAACUGUUUAGAUCUGCAAUACGAGGUUGCACUAUUGGAAACUGGAUAUGGUAUUCCAUUAGACAGAGAGUUGAGAACCGCCCAAAAAAUUUCCGGUAGUGAAGUUACUUGGUGUUUAGGUGCUGCUUUACCAUUAUUAGAAGAAAAAAAUGGAAAUGCAAAGCUACAACAAACACAGCCGCACCACCACCGCAACAACAACCAGUAG